Candidula unifasciata is the source of this 1440-nucleotide messenger RNA. The record is from the annotation of a GenBank genome assembly. Lineage: Eukaryota; Metazoa; Mollusca; Gastropoda; Stylommatophora; Geomitridae.
AUGUUAUUUCCUUUUUUUGCUGCAGCAGUUUUUCUUGUAGCCACUGUCUCAGCUAACCUGCGUAGAUAUGAAUAUAUUAAACAAUUUAAGAUAGAGCGGCCACAGAAGCCUCAGCAAGUUCGCUACGACCCCACCUGGGCAUCCCUGGACACAAGGCCUAUCCCUCAGUGGUUUGAUGAUGCAAAGUUUGGUAUCUUUCUCCACUGGGGCGUCUUCUCAGUGCCAAGUUACAAGGGUGCUUGGUUCUGGGAUUUCUGGAAGGGACCUCAGCCACAACUGGACGUCGUCCAGUUCAUGCAGGCAAACUACAGACCAGAUUUCACCUAUGCUGAUUUUGCUUCCAUGUUCACAGCUGAAUUUUAUGAUCCAAAUUAUUGGGCAGACAUCUUUUCAUCAGCUGGUGCAAAGUAUGUAGUCUUAACAACGAAACAUCAUGAGGGAUUCUGUAACUGGCCAUCUAAGUACUCAUGGAAUUGGAAUGCUGGGGAUGUGGGACCCAAACAGGACCUUGUAGGUAACCUUGCAAAUGCUGUACGCCAGAAGGGAUUAGCUUUUGGUACUUACCACUCUCUGUUUGAGUUUUUCAACCCUUUGUUUCUGAGAGAUCAGGCAAACAAUUUCACCACUCAAGACUUUGUCAGGGAAAAGACCAUGCCUGAGCUGUAUGAACUGGUCAACACUUACCAGCCAGACAUUAUCUGGUCAGAUGGGGAGUGGAUGGCACCUUCCUCUUACUGGAACUCCACAAACUUCCUAGCUUGGCUGUACAAUGACAGUCCAGUGAAAGAUAAAGUUGUGACUAACGACAGAUGGGGUUCAGAAACAAUGUGCAAACAUGGCGGUUACUACACCUGUUCAGAUAAUUUCAAUCCUAAAACAUUGCAGCAACACAAGUUUGAGGAUCCUACCACCGUGGACAAGCUUGCAUGGACAUUCAGGCGAAAUCUGAAACUUGAAGAUGUCCACACAAUGGAGGAGAUUAUCGCAAUUCUUGCUCAAGUUGUCAGCUGCGGAGGAAACUUGUUGCUCAAUGUUGGCCCGACCAAGGAGGGAACCAUUCCACCGGUGUUUGAGGAGCGUUUGAGACAGACAGGGCAGUGGCUUUCUGUGAACGGUGAAGCGAUAUACGCCACAAAGCCAUGGACACACCAGAAUGACAGCGCCACUCCUGAUGUUUGGUACACAAGCACAAGAGCAGACAAUGGAACUGUGAUCAAUGUCUAUGCCAUUGUUCUCACCUGGCCAGAAUCCUCCAACCUGACACUGGCCAGUCCCGUGACGACAGCCAGCACAACGGUCACCAUGCUGGGAUACAACACCCCCUUCUCGUGGUCCCCUCUGCCAAACUCUGGCCUGCAGAUUCAGAUCCCAGCUAUCCCUUUCAAUCAGUUGCCAUCUAAAUGGGCCUGGGUUUUCAAGCUGACUGGUAUAAGCAAUUAA